Molecule: messenger RNA, 416 nt
Organism: Bactrocera neohumeralis
Lineage: Eukaryota; Metazoa; Arthropoda; Insecta; Diptera; Tephritidae
Exons: 2
Coding region: 87-317 (76 amino acids)
Source: RefSeq, a predicted model, not a curated record
CCGGCUGACAGCUUACCGAACAACAUUAACUCAACGAGUGUGCAUCUUUAUACUUACAGUUCUUAACUAGCAAACAAAUAAUCACAAUGUUUAAGUUGCUCGUAUUGUUUUGCUUCUUCGCAAUGGCUUUCGCCCGUCCCGGAUUUUUGCACUCGGCACCACUCCUAACCACUUACCAGGAGGAGCCACGCUUGGCCGCACUGCCCGCACUGUCUGCAUUGCCUGCUUCGGUACAUAUUGUCGAGCCAUUGAUCACCACCCAACAAAUUGUAACACCUUUGCUUCAUGGCACCAUACUUAACCGUGGCUUACACUAAUUACAGAGGAGAAACUGAAAGACCCGCAGCCGCAAGCAUAUAAUAUAUGAGAAGAAUUUAAAUUUCUGAUUAAUAAAGUGCUGCAUUGAAAAAGAAAAA